GAAUAACCGUUGGUAGUUUGGUCCCUCCAUUUCAGUCGUAGCUUACAUGGAGGAAAAACUUUCAUCUGACUAAGUCUUCACUUAAUUCAAGAUUAUCAUCCCAAAUGUCUCUUUCUCCUCUUUUUCCCCCCUUUUUUCUCCUUUUUUUCCCAAAUCUUGAAAUCUGAUUGACACUAUUGAAAGUUCGAAAAACAGAAUGAAGAUGGUCUCAAAAACCACAAUCUUUUACAUAAUCUUGUUUUCUGUCACUAUUAAGGCACAAGAUUAUGAUGGUAAUUCACCACCUGCACCUCCCCCUGCAGAAAAUGACUGCAAUGGAAUUUUCUUAUCCUAUGUAUUCAUCUCUAGAACCAAAGAGCUUCCCCAUUUAAAGAAUGCAAGUGCACAGGCCUGGGCCUUUAAGGCUAUGGCAACAGUACUUAAUGCUGGUAUAUAUGAGCUCAAGAACUGGAAAAUCUUCAUCGGGUUUCAAAAUCGCGAGCUUUUAGUCUCAGCUAGUAAUGCUGUGUUAGUAAAUGGUGAUGAUUUCCCAGCUCCUGUUGGAAAUGGAACUUACUUAGCUGGCUAUCCUCAGACGGAUUUGAAAACGUCGAUUGACACUGCUGGUGAUUAUACACAAAUUCAAGCAGAGAUUGAGUUAACAGGUACUCAGUUUGGAAUCAGGCCACCGGGUUAUCCCAUGCCUAAAACUAUUAAGCUUGUCAAUGAUGGAUACAAAUGUCCAGCAGCAAUUCGAAAAUCAACGACAAUGCAUGUUUGCUGUGUAAAAGAUCCAAAAUUUAAGGCGAAGAAUUUCACAACCAAGUAUUUCCCACGCCAAAAUGGUGAUCUUUUGAUCUCUUAUGAUGUUAUGCAAGCCUAUCCGAAUAACUAUCAAGCACAAGUGACUAUACAAAAUAAUAAUCCUUUGGGACGCCUUGAUCAGUGGAACUUAACUUGGGAAUGGAUGCGAGGAGAAUUCAUCUACUCAAUGAGGGGUGCAUAUACUCGCAAAAAGGACUACUCGGAUUGUGUCUAUGGUGCUGCAGGACAGUACUAUCAAGACUUUGAUUUUUCCAAAGUACUGAACUGUGAAAAGAAGCCAACUAUAGCUGAUUUGCCUCCGGAUAGAGCUCAAGAUAAAGAUGUUGGGAUGUUACCAUUCUGCUGCAGAAAUGGUAGCAUCAUGCCGAGUGUAAUGAAUGAAACCAAUUCAAAGUCUGUUUUUCAGUUACAGGUAUAUAAGCUUCCACCAGAUUUGAAUCUAACAGCUCUUUACCCUCCUGAGAAAUGGAAAAUCAUCGGUGUUCUUAAUCCGGAUUAUAAAUGUGGACAAGCCUUAAGAGUAGAUGAAACACAAUUCUCGGAUCCUAGUGGACUUCAAGCUACUGUCACAGCUAUUGCAAGUUGGCAAGUAGUCUGCAAUAUCACCAAGCCAAAGGAAAGAGCGAACCGGUGCUGUGUUUCUUACACUGCCUAUUACAAUGAUUCUGUAAUUCCCUGCGGCACUUGUGCAUGUGGCUGUGAUAGUUCUGUUAAAUGCAAUCAAAAAGCACCAGCACUUCUCCUUCCCCCAGAAACAUUACUGGUUCCAUUCGCGAACAGAACAGAGAAAUCCGUGUACUGGGCUAAACUAAAGCACUAUCACGUGCCUAGGCCGUUACCUUGUGGCGACAACUGUGGGGUUAGCAUAAAUUGGCAUGUUGAUUCAAACUAUAAAACAGGAUGGACUGCUCGGGUUACUAUAUUCAACUGGGAAGAAAUCAAUUUCGUGGACUGGUUCGUUGGAGUCCAGUUCAAGAAAACUGGUUCUGGCUUUGCGCAAGCUUACUCUUUCAAUGGAACUUUACUUCGAAAUAUGAAUGACACAGUUUUCUUGACAGGACUACCUGGUUUAAAUUACUUGAUAGCAGAAACAGAUGGACAAAAACCUGGAGACCCUAGAGUACCUGGAAAACAACAAUCCAUCCUUAAAUUUGAGAAGAAACGUUUAGGAGUUAUUGAUAUAGUAAAUGGGGAUGGAUUUCCAACUAAGUUGCUAUUCAAUGGAGAAGAAUGUGCACUUCCUACGCAUCUCUUGACAGCGGAUGGAAGAAAACGGCGUGUAAAUUCUUGGCUAAUCGCCAUCAUAACGUUGUUAACCUUCUUGCUGAUGCUAAAAGACUUGCAAUGAUUGAAAGCUGAUCAUGGUUUUGGCUGUACAUUUGAAGGAAAGGGAAGGAGAUUCUCAAGUGAAACUUAGAACUGACAGUCUAUCUUUGGAAGUUUCCGUUUCUAACCUCACAUUAGUAUACCACCGUAUUCAAAUAUGAUAAAUGGAGUGAUAUUCUCAGUUUCAAGAACACAGGAAUCACGUAUUGCAGAGUGAUUCUUGAGGCUGCUGGAAAUUAAUGCUCACUGAAGGACUGCUAAAGUAAAAUGAAGAAAGAACUGGUACCCUUGUAUUUGUUCCUUUCUAGUCUCAAUUGUGUUCAGUGCUUGGAUUUUAAGGAUCAAAGCUUCUCCUAAAAGAGAGAGUUUUCAUGUAAGCUAAGCUCCAUUUAUCAUAUGCUUUUGUCCAGACUACGUGAGCAAGAUUUUCUAAUUUUAUGGCAAAGGUCAACUCCUUAUGUUUA
Messenger RNA from Nicotiana attenuata, 2594 nucleotides. RefSeq names its product COBRA-like protein 10. The record is from RefSeq and is a predicted model, not a curated record. The coding region runs from base 197 to 2152 and encodes 651 amino acids. The transcript has 2 exons. Gene Ontology annotation, cellular component: membrane. Lineage: Eukaryota; Viridiplantae; Streptophyta; Magnoliopsida; Solanales; Solanaceae. Gene Ontology annotation, biological process: cellulose microfibril organization.